UGCGCAGUUGCAAUACGAGCAGCGCAGCCAUUACACUUAGUGCAAAAUCUUUACAAAGCGUCGUUCGGAAUGCAUUGAUCAAACAGUUUACAAAUGUCUUUACACAUUUCGUUCUUGUAUACAGAUGAUAGUUAAAAUCUGAGCAGGAUUUGACGGAUAUCUGCUCGCGAAAGUUGUGAAACUUUAGCAACCGGGUUACUUCUCAAGGUUUAGCGUGUCUGCGUCAGUAAAGGCUAACCUCUUGCCAGUCCAAUUUAUUUCAUGCAAGCUUCGAUUGGUCCUGAGGCGUAGUGUGAUGAUGGGCACACAUCUUAGGAAUGAGUCGUCUGCAGGUAGUUGCAUGUCGUUAUGCGAUGACCUCACAUCUGCAACCGACUCGACUGCAAGCUUAUCUUCUGCACGAGCAUCACAGCAAGGCGAGCAGCUCGAGGCCCCAACUCCUGUUUUGCUCUAUCCCAUCAGUGUUAGCAGUGCUUUUUCAUCAUCAUCAUCAUCAUCAUCAUCAAUAUUUAACAACAGAGACAAUAAUGUCCCUCAUGGUGGUCGAGGGACUGAGGCAGUUUCCACAUCAUCUGAGUUCACCCAUGGUGCAAUUGUGCACCUCAUUGAAGCGAUGCAUAGGUGCUGGGAUGUUUAUAGCUCUCGAGAGCGUUCACUUCUCUUCCAGAGCGUUCAAAAAGAACUGGAGAGUCAUGGUCACUCUUUACCUGUGGAGAAGAUUCGGCGCAAAUGGAAUAACCUCAUUGUUACAUACAAGAGGGUUAAGGAUCGCAGCUCAUUAUGCGGGGGCCAGACAAAGACCUCAUGGGAGUACUUUGAAAUGAUGGAUAAUAUAUUAGGCAAGACAAAAUAUGUUCAGAGAGGCCCUGCUUCAGCCACACUUGUUGGAUUUGCAAGUACAGCUAAAGCAGCUGUAAAGUCAGAGGAUUGUCCAUCUAACAGUGUUCCAGUGGCUGCAAUGACCACCCCAUGUCUGCUUCCCACCGGCAUUAUCACAUCCUCUUCACAGAUCCCUACACUGGUGACUUCCCCAGUGCUGUGCAAAGUCACCCCUAAAUUAAACCCCAGUCCAUCUUGUAGCACAGACUCACCUUUGCCCUCCAUCUCACCCAAGCCAGCUCCAUUGGGAAGUCGUCAGCCACUGAAACGGAGAUUAAGGCAUCUUCGGCUCAACUCAAUGGGCACCCGUGUAGCUCAGCAGCAUGGUGAGGAACGUACAUUACUUCUCCGAAAUUUCCUCACUAGUCAAGAAGAGCGUACCUGCUUAGAGGAGCAACGUCAGCGCAAGAUAGAUGCACGUGAGCGGCGCAAGGAAAAAACUGCACGCAGCAUGGUUGAUGCAAUGGGACGGAUGGCAACUGCAUUGGAGUUGAUCUCAUCCAAGCAAGAUACCAUUAUUGCUCUACUCCAGAGACUAGCUGAUAAGCACUAAGGAAGAGAGAAUAACAGUUUUUACUAAAAUUACUUUUUCACUGAAUUUGAUUUAAUUUUCAAAUGUUUAAAUAGUAUGUUGUUAGUAUGGUCUUGUUGCUUAAUGGUAUGGUUAAGAAGAAUCAAAGUAUGAUUAUUGAUUUGAGAUCCUCUUGCCUAUUCAGAAGGCUAAAAGUGAUGUAAAAUGUAAACAUUUAUGUCAUUAUAUGGCAUCUUUAACUUAUUAACAGUAUAUUUUUCAUGUCAGAGCCUCGUAAUUUAAGUAACCGUUUUUAUUAUGGCUUUUCUGUCUGUUGGAUGUGUGUUAGUAAUAGGGUAUGCGGCAAGAAUGGGUGUACGGAGAAUUAUAUACAAAGAUUUUUUUCUUUAAUUAUUUUAGAGAUAUAUUUUUUUUUAAAUGGAGCAUUAAAUUGUAUUUGAUUUAUUGUUUGCAGCACAUGACAGUAUUAAAACUAGGUAUGCUUCUAACACCUAUGGCCAUUCAUUAUG
Molecule: messenger RNA, 1920 nt
Organism: Myxocyprinus asiaticus (Chinese sucker)
Lineage: Eukaryota; Metazoa; Chordata; Actinopteri; Cypriniformes; Catostomidae
Exons: 4
Coding region: 296-1432 (378 amino acids)
Source: RefSeq, a predicted model, not a curated record